This is a messenger RNA of Trichoderma asperellum CBS 433.97, 201 nucleotides long. Lineage: Eukaryota; Fungi; Ascomycota; Sordariomycetes; Hypocreales; Hypocreaceae. The record is from RefSeq and is a predicted model, not a curated record.
AUGCCUCGCAAAGCCGCUUCCGCCUCGACUUCGGACUUGACCCCGAAAUCUUGGGACAAUGUCGACUUCCUCAACGACCUGCUUGUCGCCUUCUACCAAGUGGGCUGCCAUACCAACAGCUUCAAUCCGCAGGUCAACAAUGCCAUUGUGGAGUUUCUUACUUCUCGAAGCCACGAUACCUCGUGGAGCGCCAUCCGGUAA